Molecule: messenger RNA, 2970 nt
Organism: Drosophila arizonae
Lineage: Eukaryota; Metazoa; Arthropoda; Insecta; Diptera; Drosophilidae
Product: PP2C-like domain-containing protein CG9801
Source: RefSeq, a predicted model, not a curated record
UUCAGAGUCCAACGUGAGGGGACGUUUACGGUGUUAUCCAAAAUUUGUUAAAAAGCGUUAGUGUUAAUGGGCAUUUGAAUAAACAAAACAACAAUUAGUAUACACGAACUGCUCCAAAUUCCAAUAGUGAAAAUUACAAACUAACACAGCCAAGCAUUAAUAAUUCCACCCUCUGUUUGUCAAAUAUUUAUACACACCACCAACGCCCCCUGCCCCUGGCCGUGCGUGAGUGUGGCGCCAACGUACAUAUGUAAAAGCAUUCGACGUUGCGUCCGAUAAGAACAGCAACAACUACAGCUACAGCCRCAACAACAACAAUUAUUGCAGCAACUCCCACAACAAUUGCCGCCGAUGAGGUGAAUGCACUUGCACUCCAACUGGAGGCGGUAAGUCCCCCGCACCAGCGCUGCAUCAAUUAAGACACAGCCCCAAUUAGAGAAAGUUCAGAGGCAAACCAAGCGGCAGCAGCAGCAGCAGCAUCUCGUCAAGAUGCCAUCGCUCCGGCAAAAGGUCACCACGUACUUUCGACAAUUGAGUUUUAUAGCGGAGCCGCGCGACGGCCGCAGGCGCGUCAAUGGCAACGCCGAGGAGGACGACGGCAGCUUCAUUACCAAAUAUCUCGAGGGUCGUAUGGAGCGUGAGUUUAUGGCCGGCGGACCGGAGAUCUACAAUGGCCAGAGUCCCACAGACAUGCCCGUGCUGAAGCUGGGCAGCUACGACACCGGCCCGGACACGAUCAUUGCCGCCUGCACAGGCCCGGACGAGGGCCUGACGGGCAUCAAGCGCUCGAAAUUGCAUUUAAGUGCCAGCUAUGCGGAUGAUAUUGAUUUCAUCGAUACGCAGCAGGAGAACGAGGAUGCGUAUGGCGUGCGCAAGAGUACGCCGCCGGCUCCAGUGAUCAGCGCAUCGACAAGGCUGAGCAACAAGUUUGCGCGGCGCCAGAGCAGUACGGAUCAGAGCGCGGCGGGCACGGGUACUGCAGGAGGAGGCACUGUCGCCUCAGGGAUGCGAUCCAGAAAGAACUCAAAGAGCAGCAUUAGCGCCUCAUCAGCUGCGGCGAGAGAGAGCGCCGGUGGUAAAGCCACCACCAUAGUGGUCAGCAUGGUCAGCAACAGCAGUCCUGCCCAGGAUCAGAACAACAAGAAUCUCUUGAAUGCCAAGACUGAGGCCUCCACGGCAGCUGGCAACUCGGAGCGCGAACGACUGCUGCGUGAAGCCGUCAGCAAUCAGAGCAGCACACCAGCGGCCACACCCACCGCCCUCUCCACGCCGGUGGCUGGCGUGCAAAACUGGCAAAUGGAUUGCGAUUUCGCCUACGGUAUCUCAGUUUCCCUCUACGAAAACAACAUGCUGACCAAGGAGCCAAUGGGCAAUCCCAUUGCCGAUUGCUAUGGCUGCGUUGUGCGUGGCGAUGCCGCUGCCAUGGCCAUGGCUGAUGGCGUCAAUUGGGGUGAUGGCGCUCGCCUGGCUGCUCGCUCCGCUGUGCACGGCUGCCUGGACUAUUUGGACCGCGCCGUGUUUGGGCAAGCCCACGAGUGUCGGGCCACCACCACACAGGAGCUGUUUGUGAGUCUGUUGCGCAGCCUGUGGGAGGGUCACGGCUGCAUACUGGAAGUGGGCGGGGCACUUUCCACGCUAACCAUUGCUGUAGUUCUGCCGCUGGACGGUGCAAACGGCAAGUAUGUGGUCUGUGCGUGUAAUGUGGGCGAUUCCUUGGGCUACGUGUACUCGAAGAAGCACGGUGUGCGGGAACUGACGCAAGCAUCCCAUGAUAUUAGCUCCAUGCGAGAUAUGCGUGAUGCGCUGGGAGCGCUGGGACCCGCCGAUGGCAACAAACCCGAACUGAGCAAUCUCACCUUCUCGAUGAGCUGCAUCGAGCGUGGAGACAUUGUGUUUCUCACUUCUGACGGCAUCAGCGAUAACUUUGAUCCGGUCGUCGGCAAAUUCGCUGAGGCUUGGACACCUGAUGUAAAGCUCCAGCAACUGCAGCCAGGGAAUCUGGCGCCGAAGCGACAGAACAAGAGUGCCUCAGCGAUCUAUGCUCGCUUGCAUCCGUCGUCGGCCACGCCGCCCUGUCGAACACGCAAGCCAAAAGCCGGCAGCCCACCAAACGGAGUGCCCAGCCGGCCCAAGUAUAUGCGCUCCCAGACACUGAUCGAAGCACGCCAUGGAGUAGGCGCCGGUGCCGGGGCACCAGCUUCACCAACACCGCCAAUUCAACGCAUUCCCAAAUCGGCGAUGGGCCUGCCACUGGUCACUGGGCCGCAACGGCAUGCCCUGACGCUGCACCGACUGGAGGACUUACUUAGUUACGGUAUUAACGGUACUUUCUCACCCUGCGCCUCGGCACGGCGACUCUGCCACCUACUGAUCGAUUUUGUGCGCAUGAUUACCUCCGCACGCCGCAAAACCCUCGAACAGCGGGAACUCUUUUAUAAGCUGUCCACCGGCCCGGAUGGGGUCAAGCGAGAGGUGCAGCUGAACCGCAUGCAGCACAGAGCGGCCCGCAAACGAAUCGUUGACAGCAGUGCAUUUAGUGCGUUGCCUGGCAAACUGGAUCAUGCCACUGUGUUGGCCUAUACCGUAGGUGGUGCAACAGCAUCUGAUGCUGAUGAUGCUGAUGCUGGUGAAGCGGGUCUUGGUGGUGGCGGCGGUGGCAAUGGGAAUGUGGCGCCAUUACUGCAGUCCAAGGAGUUCAAAGAGACGAAUUUUUAAGCUACCCACACUCAAACGCGAUUUCAUCACAUAUAAAAUAUAUAUAUUCCCAUAAAUACGUAGUUUUACACACUCACACACACACACACAUAUAUAUAAAUAUGUAUUAUUAUUUACUUGGUAUUCGUGAAGCUUUUAUUUAAGUUGUUGAUUUGAUUUUUCGAGUUUGUCAGCCAUAGUAUAUAGCCAUUUUUGAAAUGCACAAGCAAAACGACAAAUUGCCUCAAACGUUUUAAACUACCAAAAAGAAAACAA